This is a messenger RNA of Acanthamoeba castellanii str. Neff, 972 nucleotides long. RefSeq lists its product as uncharacterized. The transcript is spliced from 7 exons. The record is from RefSeq and is a predicted model, not a curated record. Bases 1 to 972 code for a protein of 323 amino acids. Lineage: Eukaryota; Discosea; Longamoebia; Acanthamoebidae.
AUGUUUGUGCCGAAGACGCCGCUGGGGCGGGGCCUGGCGCUCUCCGCGCUCGUGGGUGUGGGCGGCCUCGGGUGGACCUCCUACCGCCUCCUCUUCGCCCAACCCCCCCAAGUGUGGGAGAAGCACGUCGUGCCUCACGGACCCUUGGUUCCCCUCGCCGGCAACCUCUGGCAGGUGACCGGUCGAGUGGAGCCCAAGUCCGACGCGGUGAUGAGGAACAUGGUCGUCUAUCGCCUUCCUCGCUCCGACGCAACUCAAGACGACAGCACCGAGCCACCGGCUGUCGCCCCCAUCUCAGCUGCCAGCUCCACACCGGUCGAGCCCAAGGAAGAGAGCCGCGAGGAGCUCCUGCUCCACAGCGUCAUCGCACUCAGCGACGAGGGGAUGCAAGAGCUCGACAACCUGGGGCGUGUCAAGUACAUUCUCGUGCCCUCGCCGUUCCAUCGCCUGGACGCCGCCGUCUACAAGCAGCGCUACCCCGAUGCGCAGGUCAUCUGCCCCAAGAGCAUCCGCAAGCAGGUGUCGAAGGUGGUGCCGGUGGACGCGGUCGUCGAGGACGUGUUUGGCCACGAUUACGCCUCGCAGGGGCUCAAAUGCUACACGCCUGGCGCUGGUCUUUACAUUCCUGAAUUGGUGUACGAGCUGCCUUUGAAAGAAGAGAAGGACGCGACGAAAGAGAUGGCCACAGAAAGCGACAAGAAAGCGCUGGUGUUCUGCGAUCUCGUCGCCAACGUCGCCGAGGGUCCUUUCAACGUGCGAAUUCUGGGCAUCGUCACCGGGGGCAACAACCCCGUCGUUCCCUGGAUGCCGCGGUACUUCUUUGUGCGGGACAAGGCGCAGACAAAGCGAUUCUUGGAGACGCUCGGUCGGCGAGACGACAUCGGGCUGCUGGUGAUGGCGCACGGCGAACCGGUCAAGUGCGGACCCGACGAGAUGAAGCGCCACUUGGCCAACCUGGCUGCCCAAUUCUAA